GUCGUCUCCCGUUCAGAGAAAGGUCCUGAGUCGUCUUGAGUUCAGCUGUUCGACAUCGUCGCAAGAAGGCGAAUAUACUCUACUACAAAGUUCCGGAGUUAAAGUUGUGCUCAAAAGGGCUUCAAGUGGUCGCAAUGGGUCAGGAAACCGAGACCAAACCGACUCUCAUUAAGAUGUAUGUCAGUGGAAUCAGCGCAAGCAAAGAGGUGAAAAAACGGCAACAGCGAGCCGCCAUGAUUCUCACAUCGAUCCGUGUGAAAUUCGAAGAGAUCGAUAUAACGGAGCCGGGCCGAGAAGAAGAUAGAGAACUUGUCAAGAAACACUGCAAAAACGAGGAGGGAAAUCCCCUUCCACCACCGCAUUUCUUCAAUGACGGUGAAUACUGCGGGAGUUUCGAGGACUUCGAUACGGCGACGGAAUCAGAUCGACUACCCUGGUUUCUCAAGCUGGAUCCAGCGGAAUUCGAGUUCCUUUACGAGAAGAGCCGUUCCGCAUCGGUGGAGAAAGCAUGAAACUCCAUUGUGUGAUUCCGGACAUUCCCAGCAGUCGGCUAACCUACACUGAUCUGAACGUCUUACCUCUACUCCUGUUAAUGUCCUCGAGUGGCUUUCCAUGAAGAUUCUAAUAUUCCCUCAGCGGGCAUGCCUACGACCGUAUCCGAUUUUUUUUGCUGUUCAUCGGAGCUCUAACCAAUAUCGCGCACGUCAGUUUGAAAGACUGGGAGACUGCCUUAAUACGCCUUGUUGACCUUGCUGUGUGUAUUCUGAAUGAUUCUGUAAUUUUUGAUCCGGAAUUGAUGCAUUCAGCAAGAUGUGCAUAAGAGAGAGACACGGUAAUGUAGAGGGAGAGAGCUGUGGAAACGAAUCCGGAUGAUUGGAUCUCUCCGAAAACACCUAGACCCGAAAAGGGGUUCGAUUCAAAUGGACGAUCAAACCGAUCUAGGACUUUUUCCGAGCGUCGGAGUGCCAUUGAGAGUCAGCCUUCGUCAUCGAGGUGAGCCGUGGAAGUGACCCCGGGAGUGAUGUGAUUGUUCCCAAGGAAGCGUUGAAGUGAGAUCGGCCUCUGACAUAACCAGAGGAAGCCUCGAUAACGGAAGCUGCGAAUCACCAUUCGAAGUUCCGAGACUCUGAAGAAUGCCGCACCGUUAGAAAGCCCUCUCGCGAAGCUUCAGCCUCAAAUUGAGCCCAGAUCCAGUCCAUCGAUGCUUAGCCUUGGCUACUGCGGUUCCUGAAUCGACGGAGUGUGAUUCCAUGCGAAUCGAAGACUCCCGAAGCUUUUUCUGCAUCUUAUGACUCGAGGCUGAUAUCGCUGGCCUAAAAGCCGAAAUUCCUGCAUCAGUCGCGAAUGUACCCAUAUGAGAUGUCGAGA
This is a messenger RNA of Galendromus occidentalis (western predatory mite), 1368 nucleotides long. RefSeq names its product SH3 domain binding glutamate rich protein Sh3beta. The record is from RefSeq and is a predicted model, not a curated record. NCBI's taxonomy places the organism in Eukaryota, Metazoa, Arthropoda, Arachnida, Mesostigmata, Phytoseiidae. The coding region runs from base 135 to 512 and encodes 125 amino acids. Gene Ontology annotation, cellular component: cytoplasm. The transcript is spliced from 5 exons.